GAAAACUUUUUCCUUGAACGUAGUCUGUUAUUGUGAAGGUCGACGGGUCGCACUGACGCUUCCUGGAGACAAAAGACAAACAUCUAGCUAGCAGCUAGCUGAGUGCGUCGCCAAAAGUGGUCGUCGAGACGAUUAAGAGGUCCAACAGAGCGGAGCCGCCGGCUGCUCUUCAUGCUGGCGACCUGCUGGAAUCCCUCCAGAAACUUGUCGGCAUUGGUACGCCGUCCCCAUGGCAACGGAAGACUUCUACGAGGUGGAGCGGAUCGUAGAUAAGCGGAAGAACCGGAAGGGGCGGACGGAGUACCUGGUCCGCUGGCGAGGCUACGGCUGUGAAGGCGACACGUGGGAGCCUGAGGUUCAUCUGACUACAUGUAUGCCUUAUGUGCACGACUUCAACCGGCAGCACGCCCAGCGCCACAGAGACGCCACCCUGCUGCGCUCCACUCGUAGCAGCAAUCUGUGCGCUACCCCGCACGGGAACUCCUGCAGCCCACCUGCUCAUGUCGGGCGACUUCUGCCCUUCUCGGACCCUCCGCCUGCCCCGGCUCAUCUGUCGCCUGGCGAACUCAAGGGCCAGUCGCACUCCUCAGUGAGUAUCAUGCCAGGACCCCCAAAGUUGGUGCCCCCGUCAUUGGUGCCCUCAAUGCCGGCGCCCCUGGUGGGCCCACCCCGCCGCAGCUUGGACUUGUCCAAAAGCGGGAUCAAGAUCCUGGUGCCCAGAAGCCCCAUGAACAGCCUACUGGACGCUGAAGAGUCGCCCAGCGAGGCGGCACCCAGCGAGGCGACUCACAACACGGAUGCCGGCGCCCGCGAUGCCCACGAUGUCCCCCCUGAGGUGGCACUGGAGCAACCGGCCGGCGUGCAGCUGGCUCCAGGAGAGCUGCGCGCCCGCAUGGGGAUCAGGUCGCGGGGCAACAGCGCCCGGCCAGUGAUGCAAGCCCUCAAUGGAUCAGGCGCUCCGGGGACGACGGAGGACCUCGGUACGGGCGGGACCUCUGCACUUACUGUGACGUCGGGUGCCCCGGCCAAGCGACGUCCGGAGGAGCGCGGUACAUUCGACAAACGCUUGCGUUUCAGCGUGCGACAGACGGAGAGCGCCUACCGCUACCGCGAUAUCGUGGUCAAGAAACAAGACGGCUUCACGCACAUCCUGCUGUCCACCAAGAGCUCGGAAAACAACGCGCUCAACCCCGAGGUGAUGAAGGAGAUCCAGAGCGCCAUGGCGACGGCGGCCUCCGACGACAGCAAGUUGGUACUCCUGGGAGCUGUGGGCGGCGUCUUCUGCUGCGGCCUGGACUUGGUCCACUUGGUCCGACGCCUCACAGAUGACAGGAAGAAGGAAAGCGUUAAGAUGGCCGAAACCAUCAGGACGUUCGUCAACACAUUCAUCCAGUUCCGCAAGCCCAUUGUGGCCGCCGUCAACGGGCCGGCGCUGGGCCUGGGCGCCGCCAUCUUGCCACUGUGUGACGUCGUGUGGGCCAAUGAGAAGGCUUGGUUCCAGACGCCCUACGCCGCGUACGGGCAGACUCCCGACGCCUGCUCCUCCUUCACCUUCCCCCGCAUCAUGGGCCCCCCCUCGGCCAACGAGCUGCUCCUGAGUGGCAGGAAGUUGACGGCGCAGGAGGCGUGUUCCAAAGGUUUGGUCUCGCAGGUUCUCUGGCCGGGAACCUUCACGCAGGAAGUGAUGCUGCGUAUCAAAGAACUGGUCGGCGUCGACUCUCUCGUCCUGCGGGAGUCCAAAGCCUUGAUGAGGAACUCCAGCCGAAGUUCUCUGGAGCAAACCAACGAGCGCGAGUGUGAAGCUUUGAAGAGAAUUUGGGGCUCAUCGCAGGGAACCGACGCCAUCUUGCAGCACCUGCACAGAAGCAAAGAGCUCUACUAGGACCUGCACCAGGACCUGUUUGUGCUUCUAUGACUGGAUUGGACUAAAUGUUUGAGUGCAAAUGUAAAGUAAGUUAUGAGUCAUGUUUGCUCGAUGAACGUUUUGGCUCAACGAUGCGCUCAGCUGAACUUUCCCGACAGGGAGUCUGACUCCAUGUUUGGAUGUGUCUUCUAAGCUAGCACAGCCUCUAUCAAUGCCACAUCCUUGCGAAUGACACAUUUGUACCUUUUCUACAUUGGCAAGUAAAUGGGGAGAAGAGCAUUGCAGUACUCACGUGUUUCAAUUUAAAUCGGAUGACGCCCUCUUGCUGGUCAUGAAAACUUCCAACCUUUGGGCUCUUCCCAUGUAAGGGUCUCCAAGCACUGGGCUGUACAGAGAAACUCAACUUUUUUUUCCGUUUUCUUAAUGGAGUGGUAGACGGGGCUCCGGAAGGUUGUGGUGGCCUUCGUGGGAGGACGAUUGGGUCAUGAUCCAUAGGUAGGAGGAACAGCCCGCUCUGAAAUCCGGCCAGCUGGCCAGCGAAGCAGGUCAAGGGUGCCAAUCGGUUGCAACAACAAAUAUUGGGUCCAGCACUGCUGUGAAAGUUGCAACGUGGCAAGAUUUGACCAAUUGCUAAGUGUUGUUGGACUGGCCACUUGAACUGAUCUCUAUAGUUCCCCAAAAUGUCCACAAAAAAAAAAAAAAAACUUGCUGUGUUGAAUGCAGUUAUUGCAUUCACAACCAUUCAUCACCAGCACUUCAUGAAAUUCAGCUUGAAAAAUCAGGAGCAUCACCCUGUGCUGAUCACGUAAUACGGGGG
Molecule: messenger RNA, 2681 nt
Organism: Hippocampus comes (tiger tail seahorse)
Lineage: Eukaryota; Metazoa; Chordata; Actinopteri; Syngnathiformes; Syngnathidae
Gene: cdyl
Product: chromodomain protein, Y-like
Exons: 7
Coding region: 230-1882 (550 amino acids)
Cellular component (GO): nucleus
Molecular function (GO): transcription corepressor activity
Source: RefSeq, a predicted model, not a curated record